Auxenochlorella protothecoides is the source of this 1536-nucleotide messenger RNA. RefSeq names its product Electron transfer flavoprotein-ubiquinone oxidoreductase, mitochondrial. Bases 1 to 1536 code for a protein of 511 amino acids. Gene Ontology annotation, molecular function: iron-sulfur cluster binding; electron-transferring-flavoprotein dehydrogenase activity. NCBI's taxonomy places the organism in Eukaryota, Viridiplantae, Chlorophyta, Trebouxiophyceae, Chlorellales, Chlorellaceae. Gene Ontology annotation, biological process: electron transport chain. The record is from RefSeq and is a predicted model, not a curated record. Gene Ontology annotation, cellular component: mitochondrial inner membrane. The transcript has 9 exons.
AUGGAAUACGAUGUGUGCAUCGUGGGUGCAGGGCCGGCGGGUCUGUCGGCUGCCAUUCGCCUCAAGCAGCUUGCCAAGGAGAAGGAGCAGGAAAUAAGCGUGUGCGUGCUGGAGAAGGGCUCUGAAGUCGGCGCCCACAUCUUGAGCGGCAAUGUCUUCCAGCCCAAGGCUCUGGACGAGCUGAUCCCCAGCUGGCGGGAGGACGCCAGCUGCCCCAUCCACGCCGUGCCCGCAGUCAAGGACCGGUUCUACUAUCUCACACCGCGGCGCGCUCUCCGCAUGCCCACGCCACCCCAGAUGCACAACAAGGGCAAUUAUGUCAUCAGCCUGAGCGAGGCUGUGCGGUGGCUGGGGGCCCAGGCCGAGGAGGCAGGCGUGGAGAUUUACCCCGGCUUCGCAGGUUCCCACCUGCUCACCUCUGCCAGCGGCGCUUGUGUGGGCGUGGGCACGGGGGACAUGGGGAUUGGAAAGGACGGCACACGCAAGGACUCCUUCGCCCCGGGCCUGGACCUGAGGGCGCGGGUGACCCUGCUUGCAGAGGGCUGCAGGGGGUCCCUGACCAAGGAGGCACUGAAGCGAUACAGCCUGAGGGAGAAGGCAGGUGCUGAUCCGCAGACCUACGCCCUGGGUCUGAAGGAGGUCUGGCAGAUCGACCCCGCCAAGCACGAGCCCGGCACGGUGUGGCACACGCUCGGGAGCCCCCUGCCCUGGAACACCUAUGGCGGCGGCUGGUUGUACCACAUGGCAGACAACCGGGUCUCCCUGGGCCUGGUGGUGUCGUUGGACUACAGUAACCCCAACAUGAAUCUCUUUCAAGAGUUCCAGCAGUACAAGCGCCACCCUGCCAUCGCCCGUGUGCUGGAAGGAGGGACCUGCCUGCAGGGCACCCACACCGCCAUGAAGAGCGGCAUGCUGGCGGCAGAGGCGGCUGCUGCAGAGCUGGCCAAGGAACCCACCGCCGCAGGCCGGGCCCUCGACCUGGGCGCCUACGAGACCGCGAUGCAUGACUCUUGGGUGCACACGGAGCUACACCGGGAACGAAACAUCCGACCCUCCUUCGGGCUGGGUGCCGGGAUCUGGGGCGGGCUUCUGGGCUCCGCGCUGGAAGCGUAUGUCCUCAGGGGAAAGGCGCCCUGGACCCUGCGGCACAGGCGGCCGGACCACGAGGCGCUGGCGCCUGCCGCGCAGGCGGCGCCGAGGGAGUACCCCAAGCCGGACGGCAGCCUCACCUUCGACCUGAACACCUCCUUGUUCCGGAGCGGGACCAACCACGAGCACGACCAGCCGCCCCACCUGCGCCUGCGCAACGCCAAGCUGCCCGAGGCCAUCAACCUGCCGCGGUAUGGCGGGCCCGAGGCGAGGUACUGCCCGGCAGGUGUGUACGAGUACGUCCCCUCUGAGCACGGAGGCCAGAAGCUGCAGAUCAAUGCCCAGAACUGCCUGCACUGCAAGGCCUGCGACAUCAAGGAUCCCACCCAGAACAUCCAGUGGAUGGUGCCCGAGGGCGGCGGGGGCCCAAACUACACAAUCACCUGA